Messenger RNA from Ananas comosus (pineapple), 2916 nucleotides. RefSeq names its product leucine-rich repeat receptor protein kinase MSP1-like. Bases 1 to 2904 code for a protein of 967 amino acids. The transcript has 2 exons. The record is from RefSeq and is a predicted model, not a curated record. NCBI's taxonomy places the organism in Eukaryota, Viridiplantae, Streptophyta, Magnoliopsida, Poales, Bromeliaceae. Gene Ontology annotation, molecular function: protein binding.
AUGGCUACUCUUAUUCUUUCCUCCUUGCUGUGGAUUUUAACCAUCGACGUUGUUGUGGCGAGUGGUUGCAUGGAGGUAGAGAGGAACGCACUCCUCACAUUUAAGUCCGGCAUGGUCGAUCCUCAGAAUUUCUUGUCUUCGUGGGAAGGCGAAGAUUGCUGUAAAUGGAGGGGAGUCGUCUGCAGCAAUACCACAGGCCAUAUUGUGAAACUCAACCUCAGAAACAGAAAUUCGUAUGAUAUAUUCGUCGAGGAAUGCCCAUGUUUGAGCGGUGAGAUCAAUCCAUCUUUACUUCUUUUAAGCAAUUUAGAGCACUUAGAUCUCAGCAUGAACAAUUUCAGCGAAAACAGCAUCCCACCAUACUUGGGUUCAUUCAAAAACUUGAGAUAUCUCAACCUCUCUUAUUUAAAUUUCGGUGGAACAAUACCCUCUCAAAUUGGAAAUCUCUCAAAACUUCGCUAUCUUGAUUUAAGUUUUGACUCCACUUUUUCCGACAUCACUCUUAGAGUAGAUGACAUUUUGUGGCUAACUCGUUUAUCUUCCUUAAAAUAUCUUGAUUUGAGCGGUGUGAAUAUGAGUACUUCUACAGGUUGGUUGCAUGCUGUAAAUAUGCUUCCUUCAUUGAAAGUGCUACAUUUUGCUGACUGUUCACUUCCUGGCAUUUCUACAUCUCUGUCACAUUUCAACCUUACAGCUCUCGAUGUGCUUGAUCUUGGAGCUAACUUCGUAAACUCCACCUUACCCACAUGGCUUGGGAAUCUUACAAGCAUCACUUAUCUUGACUUAAGCUCUAAUGAGUUUCAUGGUGUUAUUUCUGAUGAGUUUCUACGUUUGAGCGAUUUGUCAAGUAUCGGCUUUGGCGGGGAAAUCAUGAAAUGGGUAGAGAUGCUACCACGAUGUGUGCGCAACAAUUUACAGUCUUUGUAUCUCGUCGGCAAUAACUUAAGGGGGAAUUUAUCAGGAUGGCUUGAACAAAUGGAUAGUCUAACAGACAUAUAUCUCCGAUCAAACUUGUUCACUUGUUCAAUUCCUGCAGGAGUUUGGAAACUUCCUAAUUUAAUAUCUCUAGAUCUAUAUAAUAAUUCAUUGGAUGGUGUCGUAUCUGAUAUCGAACUUUCUUACCUAAGAAAAAUACAAUACUUAGACCUUUCAUUCAACUCUCUUACUAUGCGAGUUUGUGACGAUUGGGUUCCUUCUUUUCAACUUAAAUAUAUUUUACUAGCCUCCUGCCAAUUGGGUCCCAAUUUUCCAGUAUGGCUCAAGAGUCAGUCGCAAAUUAAAUGGCUGGAUUUAUCGAAAAACAUAAUUGCGGAUACACCUCCCAGCUGGUUUUGGAAUAUGUCAAAUUUUAUUUAUUAUUUAGAUCUUUCCGAAAACCAAAUCAAAGGGAGAUUGCCAUUAUUACUGGGCUCUACCAUGCUAAGGGACUUGAGAUUGAGCUCAAAUCAAUUUGAAGGUCCACUACCAUCUUUACCACGUAAUCUUCAAUUCAUCGAUCUCUCCAAUAAUUUUUUCACUGGAGUACUUCCGAACGUUGUAUUUAUGGGCUCUACCGUGCUAUGGUACUUGAAUUUGAGCUCAAACCAAUUUGAAGGCCAGCUACCAUCUCUGCCACAUAAUAUUGAAAUGAUUGAUCUCUCCGAUAAUUUUUUCACUGGAGUAGUUCCAAAUGUUGUAUUGCCACAGUUGCAUUCCUUAUUCUUGUCAAAUAAUGACAUUGGUGGUAGUAUACCAUCUGCUCUAUGCGAGUCAACUUUUUUGGAAGUUCUUGAUUUAUCAAACAACAACUUGUCUGGAGAAAUUCCUGAAUGUAUUGGGAAGUCACAAGAGUAUCUUACUAUUAUAGACAUGUCAAAGAAUAAUCUUCUUGGGGGGAUCUCUGUCUCCAUUUGCUCAUCAAAAUAUGUUUCUCUAUUGAAAUUUAGUAGUAAUGGCUUAACUGGAGAAUUUCCUUCUUUGCAAAAUUGCAAGGGUUUAGUUAUCCUUGAUCUUGGAUAUAAUAAGUUUUUUGGAGCAAUACCAUUAUGGAUCGGAGAAAGUUUAACUCAUCUGACAAUUCUCGAUUUACGCUCAAAUAUGUUUUCUGGUAGUAUUCCACAGCAAUUAGCACAACUUGGCUAUCUCCAAAUUUUGGAUCUUUCUAGCAAUAAACUAUCAGGGCAAAUACCACGAUCCUUUGGCAAUUUCAGUUGGAGGGCUUUGAAAGAAGGAAGAAUAGAUAGAAUUGAUAAUAUGAGUUUCAAAGGUUAUAUUAUUAGUCUGUCCAUGGAUGUUAAGGGACAAGAACUUACGAUUUUGAAGAUACUCUAUCUAGUUGAGAGCAUAGACCUUUCGGCCAACAAUCUAAGUGGAGAGAUCCCGGAUGAGAUUACUGAUCUACAGACACUACAAUAUUUAAAUUUAUCUAGAAAUAAUUUGAUUGGACAUAUUCCAGAAAAAAUCGGUGAAAUGCAAUCACUGGAAUCUCUAGACCUUGCAAUGAAUAAGCUUUCCGGUGAUAUUCCUCAAAGUCUUUCGGCACUGACUUUUCUUAGCCACUUAAAUUUGUCGUAUAAUAAUCUCUCGGGAGUAAUUCCAACAGGAAAUCAGUUGCAGACCCUCGAGGAUCCAUCCAUUUACAUCGGCAAUCCGUAUCUCUGUGGGCCACCAAGUGCGAGAAAUUGUUCCGCAAAUGAAAUAAAUUAUAUGGAUAAUAAAGAGCCUAAAGAAAAGUUUGAGUGGCUAUGGAUAUACUUUAGUGUUGUACUGGGAUAUCUAUUUGGUUUUGCAGUCUUUUAUGGUGUUUUGUUGCUCAAUAAUGCUUGGAGGAAGGCUUAUUUCUCUAUGAUUGAUAUUGUAUGUGACAAGCUUUGUACUGUAACUAAAGUAACUUUGCGUAAAUUAAGACAAAGGCAUCGGAUAUGAAGUGGUUGGAAG